CGUGGGUUUACAUUCAACCUGUGCACGGAAGUAAUAUUUAUUAGUUUCGUUUUUUGCGCGUUUCAAAAACAAGAGUUCCGUGAAACGCAAUUGAGGCCGCGAUUCAUGAAAAGUUAGCGCAAGAUGCGCGUGGUCGAUGUUAAUAUGAGUGUGAAUCACUAGCGUGCAAGCAAGAUAGGUAAAGAAAUCGUUAAACUUGAGCAUGAAUCGCGACCUCCUCGCGAGCAUAAUCGACAUCGUAGCACCCGUCUCCUACCUACCUACAUACGUACAUAUGUACUUAUAUAUGUACAUACAUGCAAAGGCAAAAAAUCGGAGUGUGAAAUUGUUUGGUUAUGUGUGGCGGCUGCAAUCCAAAUGUGAUGUAUGAAUAGUAUCAGCGUCAAAAAUCAAGAAAACUUUUAUAGCAAUUACCAAUAGAAGCAGCCGCAGCACUAGUGGCAGCACAGCAGCAGCACCACCACAACAUAUGUAUGCAUGUACGUAAAUGUUGGCACAACACAGUGAAAAUAUUAAAUCGUCUCUAAUGGCUGGUGGCGAUGGCGGCGAUGCCGGCGGUAGCGUUACAGCGACAAGCAUUAGCAGCAGCAGCAGCAAUAACAGUAAUACAAGUAGCAGUAGCAACACUGCCCAAAAGGGAGACAGAAACAGGGAUAGGGACAGCGUUGUGAAAUUAUUAGUCGGGCCCAACAAUCUGGACAUGUUGUGUUACUCCAAGGACUUGGACUUUAACUUACAAGAUGUCCCGUUGUUUAUAUCAGACUGGCUGUGUCCACUCUCCUUCUUGGCCAAACGGCAUCAGGAAAAUAUAGAGCCGCUUGUCUACGAGCGUCAUGCAUGGCGUAUACGGGAACGCAUGAAAACUGCCAGUGUUGCGCUGGUAUUGUGCCUUAACAUUGGCGUCGAUCCGCCUGAUGUGGUUAAAAUUCAGCCCUGCUCCCGACUUGAGUGCUGGAUCGAUCCGUCGUCAGUGUCGGCACCUAAGGCUAUGGAGCUCAUUGGAAAUAAUCUGCAGAUGCAAUAUGAGCGCUGGCAGCCACGAGCUCGCUAUAAAAAGUGUCAUGAUCCCACAAUAGAUGAUGUAAAGAAACUGUGUACAUCACUGCGUCGUAAUGCCAAGGGCGAGCGCAUAUUGUUUCACUAUAAUGGACACGGCGUGCCCAAGCCCACGGGCAAUGGGGAGAUUUGGGUGUUUAAUAAAACUUUUACGCAAUAUAUACCGUUGAGCAUAUUCGACCUGGUCGCCUGGAUGUCGGCCCCUUCGAUCUAUGUAUACGAUUGCUCUAAUGCGGGUAUAAUUCUCAAUCUGUUCCAAACCUAUGCAGAUCAACAUGAGCGUGAGCUGGAAAAGGCAGCUUCUCUUCAGCGGGGCGUGGUCUUGGUGCCUGGCCAAACACAGCCUCAGCAAUUGGUCAGCUACAAGAAUUGCAUACAUCUGGCCGCAUGCGCUGCUAAUGAGAUUCUACCUAUGAACUCACAGUUGCCGGCGGAUCUAUUUACGUCCUGCUUGACCACUCCCAUCAACAUUGCCCUCAAAUGGUAUGCCAUGCAGGAGAAAUUGGGUAUGGUGCCGCGUAUACCCAGCGACCUUAUCGAUAAGAUACCGGGCAAGGUAAACGAUCGCCGCACAAUGAUGGGUGAACUGAAUUGGGUAUUUACGGCCAUUACGGAUACAAUAGCAUGGAAUACGUUGCCGCGGGAUCUAUUUCAGCGUCUUUUCAGGCAGGAUCUGUUGGUGGCCAGUCUAUUUCGAAAUUUCCUGCUGGCCGAGCGCAUUUUACGUUCUCAUGACUGUACACCAGUGUCGCUACCUCCGUUGCCUCCCUGCUUCCGUCAUCCGAUGUGGAAUGCCUGGGAUCUGGUCGUGGAUCUAGCGCUACAACAAUUGCCGGAUAUACUUGAGCACAAUGCCGUGUAUCGACAGCUGCCCUUCUUUGAGGAUCAGCUGACUGCCUUUCAAGUGUGGCUAGACAGCGAAUCGGAAUCACGAACACCCCCGGAACAGCUGCCCAUUGUGUUGCAAGUGCUGCUAUCGCAGGUCCAUCGUCUGCGAGCUCUCGAGCUGCUUGCCCGCUUCCUUGAUCUGGGACCUUGGGCUGUCAAUUUAGCACUGGGAGUAGGCAUCUUUCCGUAUGUGCUCAAACUGCUGCAGAGUUCGACUCGCGAACUGCGCCCUGUACUGGUGUUCAUCUGGGCCAAGAUUUUGGCUGUCGAUCCAAGUUGCCAAGUGGAUCUGGUCAAGGAAUACAAGUACUUUCUAUCUGUGCUACAGGACAAUACUGUCUCCAAGGAGCAUCGUACGCUCUCUGCUUUCGUGCUGGCCUCCAUUGUUCACAACUUUUUGUUAGGUCAGACGAGUGCGCUGCAGGGCCCGCUACUUUCUAUCUGCCUGGAGCAGCUAAACGAUGGCAGCUGGCUGCUGCGCCAGUGGUUAGCUAUCUGCCUUGGGGUAUUGUGGCAAAACUUUGAAAAGGCACGUUGGUCAGGCGCCCGUGAUUUAGCGCACGAAAAACUGUACGUCCUGUUGCGUGAUUCCAUUCCCGAAGUGCGCGCUGCGGCCGUGUUUGCUCUGGGCACGUUCAUCAGCUCGGUGACGGAUCGUAGCGAAGAGCAGGCAAACAAUAUCGAUCGUAUCAUAGCAAUCACGCUGUUGGAAACAGUUGGCGAGGAUAUGUCGCCGCUGGUACGUCUCGAGCUGGCCGCAGCGCUUCAAUGGAUGGUUCUGCUCUUCGAGUCACAAUUCAUCACCGUGUACGCAUCGGAGCACAGCAACUGUUCUACAUCUUCGCUUGUAGCCGGUGGUGAGCGCAGUGCCAGUAUCACCCACGGCAUGCCGGGUGCACCAAGUGGAGCAGGCCUCAGCCACUCAUCCACACACAGCUUGGAGAGGCAUACAACUAUACGGCGUGGCGUUAGCUAUAGCUCUAUAUCGAACAUGUCGACAUCAAGCACUGCGGCCAGCACCACCACCAUACCGUUCCAAUCCAUCUUUACAAAGCUGUGGCAGGGAAUUUGCAAUUUAGGUCACGAUCCCUUCCCAUUGGUCGCGACCACGGCACAGAAAAUCAUCAACUACAUCGUCGAUGCGCACGCGCAUAUGCGCGAAGCGGCACUAAUAAUAACCGACAAAGAGGCCACUAUCGCAACAGAAAAAUGCUCCAGUCUGAGUGUCAGCUUACCGCCCAGUCCCAACACGCGAACCAGAUAUUUGGGCGGUGGUGGCGAGUCGCCGCCCAUUGGGACCACGGGUAAUGCCGGCAUCUAUCAAGGAAGAGUAUGGGCUGCCCUACGCCUCCCUAACAGCACUGGUGAUCCACAGCAUGUAUUGCGAAAACGGCGCACAAGCUCCAUGAACGAUGAAACAGACAGCGGCCUCGCGUCAGCCGCCACCAUGAAUUUGGGUGGCGACAACGGGGCUUCCGGUGCUGGUGUGAGCGUUGGUUCUCAUUCUGCGCACAGUAGCGGCAGCGAAAGCAAUCAUUACCAUGAGCCUGGAAAAGUCCGUAUGCAGCCUAGACCGAUCGUGGCGACAAAAUUUUUACCGUGGGCGAUUUCGUACUUCACACGUGCAGGUAAGAACCGAUACAGUUCGGCCGAGGGAAGCGAGGAGGGCCGUCAGCGUUGGCCAGUGGACAAGAACUCUGCGGAAUUGCGGAGACGCGCAUAUAGCUACAUGCGCAACGAACGUAUUCGCCGGUGUGCAUUUGAGCAGCGGUCAGACAAACGCCUGGUACGCCAGUAUUCCUAUAGUUGGGUGCGUCGCACACAAUUCACGCCUGCCAUUGUCAAGCUGCUGCCCUACGAGCAGGAGAUCGCGGUGGCCUACAAGGAGAAGGUCCUCAUCUACGAUUGGCACCGCAACGCAGGUCACACGUUCGAGCCGAAGACGGCCGCCCAGAGUCAUGGCGCCGGCGCAAACGGUAACAGUUCCCUAAAUGGCAGCACGCCACGCAAACAUGGUGUGGGCGCCACGUCCGGCAUAAAUGCAGGCGCUAACAGUGCCACCAAUUUUGCACGGGUCUCUAGCAUUGAGUUUUUAAAUACCCAGGAUAUUGGACUAGUCUUGGCCGCCUACUAUGACGGAGUCAUACGUGUUUGGCAGUCAACAGGGAGUGGCGCAGGAAGCAGCGGCGAGGAGACACGCUCCAGUGAGACACGCCUCAUCACCGCCUGGGAUGCAUUGCCGCCUGCAGCCUACCACAAUAUCAGUUCCUAUGGCAGCGGCAGCGGUUCCGCCAGCCUGCUGCGUCAUCAGCGCACCAGCAUGAGCGAUCACAACUCCACGGGCAUUGUGACCGCCUGGCAACAGUACAGCCAACAUUUGGUGGUAGGCGGGGGUGCCUGCAAGUUCCUACGCAUCUGGGAUGUAGAGCGGGAGUUAAAACUAUGCGAUUUACAGUUGGGACGGGAGACAACAGUGCGUGUGCUCUCGCCUUUUGUGAGCAACGUGCGCAGUGAUCUAAUUAUCGCCGGCUGUAGUGAUGGCAGCGUCCGUCUCUUCGACAAGCGGUGUACGCCACAGGAUGCACGUAUUCGUGUCUAUCGGGAACAUGCCACGCAUAUCAUGCACGCGUGCUUGCGAGCCAAUGAGACGGAUCUUGUCACUGGGUGCAAAGCGGGCAAGGUGUUUGUCUUUGAUUUGCGUGCUCGCUCCCAAACCGGCGUGCUGUACCAAUGGGAAGCUGGAGAGAAUGUGACUGCAUUUGCGAGUCACCAGUUUGCGGAUGCUGUGGCCUGCGGCAAUGCCGCAAAAAUAUCAAUUUACUCGCUGAACGGACGCACACAGAGUGUGCUGCGCAGCAACGAGGGCUUUAUGGGCUCCAAAAUUGGGCAUCCAACCUGCCUAUCAUUUCAUACGUAUAAGAUGCAGCUAGCAGUGGGAUUCGUUGACAACACAGUCGCGGUCUAUAGUCCCACGCCAGUUUUAUAAACUCUGUAGCCGAUGGAAAACUGACGUUGAUGAGAAUCCUGAAACAUUGGUUAACGCACGUAGCUUUUAUGGUGAGCCGGAGAUGCAAGCAGCAGUUGAGCAAAUAAGGCGCAAAACCCAACUGGCAGACCUC
Scaptodrosophila lebanonensis is the source of this 5063-nucleotide messenger RNA. It is a transcript of the gene raptor, whose product is annotated as regulatory-associated protein of mTOR. The coding region runs from base 488 to 4930 and encodes 1480 amino acids. The transcript is spliced from 2 exons. Gene Ontology annotation, molecular function: protein binding; protein-macromolecule adaptor activity. The record is from RefSeq and is a predicted model, not a curated record. Gene Ontology annotation, cellular component: TORC1 complex; cytoplasm. Gene Ontology annotation, biological process: positive regulation of cell growth; TORC1 signaling; cellular response to starvation. Lineage: Eukaryota; Metazoa; Arthropoda; Insecta; Diptera; Drosophilidae.